AUUGAUUCAAGCGACAAAAAGCGUCGACUCCACGCAACUAGUGGGUACGCCACCGAUAGCGGAGCCAUGGUUGAAAUUUUUGAAGUUAAGGAUGCUUCGUUCCACAUUCUAAUUCUUUCUAUUAGGCUGUCAGUAUCAAUUGAGAUCCUCAGUUUCACUUCUCUGACUAUACGACCGCGACGUUGAGCAAUCUGAGAAUCACCACUGCUAGUUGAUGGUCCAAAACACAUCGACCAUCUUAGCCCAACAAUUGAUCCGCCUCAGCUGCUGAAAAUUACCACGCCAUCAUCUCAACCGCAACUUCCGAAGAUGGGCUCUAUUCCGACCGGACGCUUUUCCUCCUUACCAAAGGUUGAAAAGGAUGAGGUUUUUGCCUUGCUCGGGCAGUUUCGUGCGGAUACGUUUCCAGAUCGAGUCAACCUUGGUGCAGGUGUCUACUGCUCCGAUGAAGGCAAGUCAUGGCCUCUAGAAGUCGUUGGAAGGAUAGAGAAGAGCAUGCAUGAACAGCACGACAUCACCCGCCACGAUUAUAUCCCCAUUGAGGGAGACGACCGAUUCCUGAAUGCCGCUAGGGACUUGGUGUUCUCAUCUACCUUUCCCUCUCCGCCCGGCGAGCAACAAUCAGAUCCCCGAGUUGUUUCUGUGCAAACCAUUUCCGGUACAGGCGCCAACCAUGUCGGUGCUCGAUUCCUUGCUGAUCAUUUGCAACCCCGUUGUGUAUGGGUUUCCGAUCCGACUUGGGCCAAUCACCAUGUCAUCUGGGAAUCUGUUGGCGUUACUCCGCGUACAUACCCGUACUACAACAAAGCCGACUGCACUCUCAACUUCACUGCUAUGAUGGACGUUUUGGAGAGAGAGUCCCAAGCCGGCGAUGUCAUCCUGCUGCACGCUUGCGCACACAACCCGACAGGCUUGGACCCAACUCGAGACCAAUGGAUCGCGAUAGCAGAUCUUUGUUAUCGAAAGCAACUCUUCCCGUUCCUUGAUAAUGCCUACCAGGGCUUCGCAUCAGGAGACCCGGUUCAAGAUUCGUGGGCAAUCCGCUACUUUCAUCAAUACCAGCCACCCAUGGAGAUGUGUGUUGCUCAAUCAUUCUCAAAGAGUUUUGGUCUCUACGGGCAAAGAGCUGGAGCCUUUCACCUAGUCUUAAAUGACACCUCAAAAAUUACCAAGGACAGGGUCCUAGGGAACCUGGCCCAGCUAAUUCGCGGCGAAUACUCAGUAGCACCGAGGUACGGAUCUACCAUAGUCCGCACCAUCCUCGAGAGCGAAUCCCUGUCGAAUGAGUGGUUAGCCGAACUGCAGUUGAUGAGCAGUCGUAUACGAUCAAUGAGAGUUGCCCUCUAUGAAGAACUAUGCCGUCUUGGUACUCCGGGGUCAUGGGUGCAUAUAACUGAGCAGAUUGGCAUGUUUUCGUAUACAGGCCUUACCCCGGUGGAGGUAGAUGUUCUGCGGAAGCAAUACCACAUCUACCUGCUGUCUUCUGGACGAGCAUCAAUCGCAGGAUUGAACUCUAAGAACGUAAAAUAUGUCGCGGCUGCUAUCAGCGCUGUGCGAACCAAGUCGCAUUCGAACUGAUCACAUGAGGGGGUUUGAGAUACCAAAUGGGAUUGAUGGGGGAUAAAAACUGUGUGGUGAAAGGCUAGUCCAGGCUUUGCCAUGCCCGAUGAUGGUUAUCGGAGUGGGAAUACCAGGGCUCCAAGUAGCAGUGUGAGAUUUUAGACAUCUACAUUACUCCUUAUCAAUUGCCAAUUUAACAAUAACAGCCUCAAA
This is a messenger RNA of Ilyonectria robusta, 1773 nucleotides long. RefSeq names its product pyridoxal phosphate-dependent transferase. The record is from RefSeq and is a predicted model, not a curated record. The transcript is spliced from 3 exons. Gene Ontology annotation, molecular function: L-aspartate:2-oxoglutarate transaminase activity; pyridoxal phosphate binding. Gene Ontology annotation, biological process: L-aspartate biosynthetic process. The coding region runs from base 310 to 1578 and encodes 422 amino acids. Gene Ontology annotation, cellular component: cytosol. NCBI's taxonomy places the organism in Eukaryota, Fungi, Ascomycota, Sordariomycetes, Hypocreales, Nectriaceae.